CCGAAUCUGACAUCACUACCUAGCAGUUUGUGUAGCUAGCAAAGUGGUUUGUUCUUAGGGUAACAGAGGAGGAAAUUGCUCCGUCUGAUAAGACAACAGCAAGGAAAGGACGCAUGCUGUUUCCUAGGAAUACGGCUGAUUUCCAGAUAUGACCAUGUUCUUGUGGCUUAAACUUUUGGCAUUUGGCUUUGCCUUUCUGGAUACAGGCUUGUUUGUUACAGGAGAAGACAGCACUCGCUCCAAUACUGGACUGAAUUCAACAGAAGAGCCCAGUAUUCUGGCUCCAAGAGACCCCUUACCUGCCCGCAUCACUACAUUCUCACUUCCAAGCAUCUCUGAAAGAGAAAAUAACUCCUCAGAGACCACGCCUACUCUUAGUCCAGACAAUCCUUCAACUGAAGAGACCACGCCUACUCUUAGUCCAGACCAUCCUUCAACUGAAGACUUCCUGAACUCUUCAGAUAAUGCUAAUACUCUUAAUGUGACAGGAGCUACACAGCCGGCUCCCUUCUCCACGCACGCAGACUCGCAGGCGCCCUCUGCCGGAUCUGACACGCAGACACCUAGCAGCAUUGCUGCCUCUCCCGCACUCACCCCUGCUCCGGGGAGGAAUGACACAUCAGGUUUUCCAGGAGAGAAGAUUCCACUCAGCACCUUUCCUGCAGACAAAGCUUUCACACCAGUAGCGACCCUCAGCCCCGCACACAGCAGCCCUGCUGCCCUUAGCUCACUCAUCUCCAGCAUCACCUCCAAAGAUAACUCCUCAGAUUUGAAUCUUAUGUCCACUUCACCCGCAACAAGCAUUACCUUAACAACUGCUCCCACAACAAUAGUUACUACUACACCUAAGCAAUCAUGUGGUGACAAAUAUGCAGAUAUCCAUGUGACUUAUGACUAUGAAGCUAACUCCUUUACAGCAAAACUAAAUGUUAGUGGUGAAGUGGAGUGUAACAAUCCCACAUGUUCAAAUAAUACGAUCCCUAACCUAGCAGCAUGUGAAAAUAAGAAUGUUACUAUAAGUCAUUCUUCAUGUGUUCCUCCAUAUAAAUUUUUAAAAUUGGAGGUACCACCAGAUCCUGAAAGUUACUCUUUGGAAACUUGUACAGAGGCUAUAAAAGCAAAUACUUCUCUUUGUUUAAAAGUGGUAAAAAAUAAAAACUUUACUUGUGAUGAAAAUAAAAUUAGAUACACACUUACAUGUGAUAAAUUUCCUUCAACUAAUAAGAAUUAUAUUUGUUUGGAACCCCUUUCACCUAAACAAAAUUAUUCCUGUAAUUUCAAAGUAGUCUACGAUUCCCAUGAGUUUUUGAACAAAAAUGGAACCUUUGAAACAGACGUUGGAAGUCCAAAAGAACCUCAGAAUGUUAAAUGCAGUUCUAAAAGUUCAACUGAAGGAAUGAUCACCUGGGCAAGCCCCCAAGAUUAUUUUGAUAAUUAUUCUCUUUGUUUUGUGAAUAUUUCAGUUAAAUCUUGCAUGGAACUGAUUAAAGAGACGACCAAAUAUAACUUUACAAAUUUGAAAGUUUUUACAACGUACGAUGUGUCAUUAAAUGCUUACACCAUGGGAAAAGUACGACGCAAUGGACCUGUUGUGACAUGUAGAUUUCAAACAGAACCAGAUAAGCCAACCAAAGUCACGAACGUACGUGUUUCUCUGAAGUCAGAUAAUAGUAUGUCUGUGACUUGUAAUCGUCCUAUGGACUUGAAUGGCCCCAGUAAUGGCUCCUACCAUCUGGAAGUCAAAACUGGAGAUGCCUUGGUUCAAAAUAAAUCACUUAAAGAUUGCAGCUUCCAAGUAGAAAAUCUUCAAUAUUCAACAACAUAUGAAUUUAGGGUCUAUUAUUACAACAACCGCUAUAAAGGACCUCCAGAAAUUGUGUCUCAAUCAACAGCUUAUAAUUCUAAAGCACUGAUUGGAUUUCUGGUAUUUCUGAUCAUUGUGACAUUCCUAGCCCUGCUUUUUGUUCUCUACAAAAUCUAUGACCUGCGCAACAAAAGAUCCAGUGAUAUAGAUGAACAGCAGGAACUUGUUGAAAGGGAUGAUGAAAAACAACUUAUGAGUGUGGAGCCAAUCCAUGCAGAUAUUUUGUUGGAAACUUAUAAGAGGAAGAUUGCUGAUGAAGGAAGACUGUUUCUGGCUGAAUUUCAGAGCAUUCCACGGGUAUUCAGCAAGUUUUCUAUCAAGGAUGCUCGAAAACCCUUUAACCAGAACAAAAAUCGUUAUGUUGACAUCCUUCCUUAUGAUUAUAACCGUGUUGAACUCUCUGAUAUAAAUGGAGAUGCAGGGUCAAAUUAUAUAAAUGCCAGCUAUAUUGAUGGCUUCAAAGAACCCAGGAAAUACAUUGCUGCCCAAGGUCCCAGGGAUGAAACUGUUGAUGAUUUCUGGAGGAUGAUCUGGGAACAGAAAGCCACAGUCAUUGUCAUGGUCACUCGAUGUGAAGAAGGAAACAGGAACAAGUGUGCAGAAUACUGGCCUUCCAUGGAAGAGGGCACACGGGCUUUUGGAGAUGUUGUUGUAAAGAUCACCGAGCACAAAAGAUGUCCCGAUUAUAUCAUUCAGAAGUUGAACAUUACAAACAAAAAAGAAAAAGCAACCGGAAGAGACGUGACUCACAUUCAGUUCACCAGCUGGCCUGACCAUGGGGUGCCUGAGGACCCUCACCUGCUUCUCAAGCUGCGGAGGAGAGUGAAUGCUUUCAGUAACUUCUUCAGUGGCCCCAUUGUGGUGCACUGCAGUGCUGGUGUUGGACGCACAGGCACUUAUAUUGGAAUUGAUGCCAUGCUAGAAGGCCUGGAGGCAGAGAACAAAGUGGAUGUUUAUGGUUAUGUCGUCAAGCUAAGGCGACAGAGGUGCCUGAUGGUUCAAGUGGAGGCGCAAUAUAUCUUGAUCCAUCAGGCUUUAGUGGAAUACAACCAAUUUGGGGAAACAGAAGUGAGUUUGUCUGAAUUACAUCCAUAUCUAUUUAACAUGAAGAAAAGAGAUCCCCCCAGUGAACCAUCUCCCCUAGAGGCUGAAUUCCAGAGACUUCCCUCAUAUAGGACCUGGAGGACACAGCACAUUGGAAAUCAAGAACAAAAUAAAAGUAAAAAUAGAAGUUCUAACAUCAUUCCAUAUGACUUUAACAGAGUGCCACUUAAACAUGAACUAGAGAUGAGCAAAGAGAGUGAGCAUGAUUCAGAUGAAUCUUCUGAUGAUGACAGUGACUCAGAGGAAACGAGUAAAUACAUCAAUGCAUCAUUUAUAAUGAGUUACUGGAAACCUGAAGUGAUGAUUGCUACUCAGGGACCACUAAAAGAGACCAUUAGCGACUUUUGGGAGAUGAUAUUCCAAAGAAGAGUCAAAGUUAUUGUCAUGCUGACAGAGCUGAUGAAUGGAGACCAGGAAAUCUGUGCUCAGUACUGGGGAGAAGAAAAACAGACAUAUGGAGAUAUACAAGUUACUAUAAAAGACACCAACCAGUCUUCAGCUUAUACCCUCCGUGUAUUUGAACUGAGACAUUCUAAGAGGAAAGAUGCUCGGACUGUGUACCAGUACCAGUAUAAUAACUGGAAUGUCAGUGAACUUCCUCCAGAUCCCAAAGAAUUAAUCUCUAUGAUCCAGAAUCUCAAGGAAAAACUUCCCAAGAAGAAUUCCACUGAAGGAUCCAAAUAUCACAAGAAUGUACCUCUCCUCAUUCACUGCAGAGAUGGAUCUCAGCAAACAGGACUAUUUUGUGCUUUGUUAAAUCUCUUGGAAUGUGCAGAAACAGAAGAGGUGAUAGAUGUUUUUCAAGUAGUAAAAUCUCUACGCAGAGCUAGACCAGGAAUGGUUCCCACAUUUGAGCAAUACCAAUUCCUAUAUGAUGUCAUUGCUAGCACCUAUCCUGCCCAGAAUGGACAAAUAAAGAAAAGCAACAAUCAAGAAGAUAAAAUUGAAUUUGAUAAUGAAUUGGACAAAGCAAAACAGGAUGCUAAUUGUGUUAGUUCAUCUGGUACCCUUGAUAAAGCCAGUGAAGGAAAUAAAGAAGAUGAAGGUGCUGAAAUCACAAGUAGCCCUGAGGAGCCAGAACAUUCCGCCAAUGGUCCUGCAAGUCCAAGUUUAACUCAAAGUGCAUAGGAAAAGAUGUAUACAGGACUCAUUGUGUUGUAUUGUUUCUUUUUUUC
Hyaena hyaena (striped hyena) is the source of this 4143-nucleotide messenger RNA. It is a transcript of the gene PTPRC, whose product is annotated as protein tyrosine phosphatase receptor type C. The transcript has 33 exons. NCBI's taxonomy places the organism in Eukaryota, Metazoa, Chordata, Mammalia, Carnivora, Hyaenidae. Gene Ontology annotation, biological process: T cell receptor signaling pathway; protein dephosphorylation; negative regulation of protein kinase activity. The coding region runs from base 149 to 4096 and encodes 1315 amino acids. Gene Ontology annotation, molecular function: protein tyrosine phosphatase activity; protein binding. The record is from RefSeq and is a predicted model, not a curated record.